Molecule: messenger RNA, 3404 nt
Organism: Gossypium raimondii (Peruvian cotton)
Lineage: Eukaryota; Viridiplantae; Streptophyta; Magnoliopsida; Malvales; Malvaceae
Exons: 4
Coding region: 175-1020 (281 amino acids)
Source: RefSeq, a predicted model, not a curated record
CAAAAUACUUUAUAGCGAACGAAAUGAAACAAUUCAAUGGAUAAGUACGAACGUGGAACUAAAUAAAGAUUUUAAGGAUGAUGAAUGACGAUCGAAUGUAGGGUGUUUACAUACGGUUUCGAAGUUUAUAGGUAGGGAGUGAAGUGAAAGCUGAGAAAAGAAGCCAAGGUGAUAAUGAAUUGUGCAGCAAUGGUUGUCGUAGGUUACAGGCCUGUCCUAAGCCCCAAAUGCUUUGCUUCAAAUCCCAAAAUCAACACAGAUCAACUUCGUUACCAGCUUGACCAACUUCAUGCUGAAGCUGAGACCACCCGAGCCAAAGCUAACAAUGCUAGAUUGAGGUUUUUGCGGCUAUCAGAGGCAGCGGAGAAGCUUCGACGACAGGCAGCUGUUAGUAUGCAAAGGGGGAAGGAAAAUGAGGCAAGGGACCUGCUUUUUCAGAAAAAGAAGGUUAUGCAAGCUUUGGAAAAGUCUAAGAGUCGGAUUGAGUUAUUGGAUAAGCUUGCUACGAAGCUUAAUGAGGUGAUAAACGUCAAAGAAACUCAACUAAUUGGGAAUAUUGUGUCAGAUUCUGAAAUUGGUGAAGAAGAUGGUUCCAGUCCAGUUCGGAUCAUAUCUCCGAAGGAGCAAGCUGAAAACAAUAAAAAUAAGAAUAAGGACUUUGGCCUUGAUGCUUUAACAGUUGGUGAAGAUCAAAAGUUGUUGCUUGAUACUGAUGAUUUGGUGGAGCAACCUGCCAACAAGGAGCUAGAGGAAGAUAAAGCAUUUGCUUUUAAUGAAGACAAUAGAACUAGCAGCUUGGCAGCAAUAUCAACUUAUGAGGACUUCUUGGAACAUUUGGAUCAACAGCUCAAACAAAUUGAACAAGAACUUCUCACGAUAUUAAAUGUUUCAACACUAUUACUUGAUGAUGAGAAACCAAAAAAUGUGAAGGUGCAGCAAACGACAGGACUUCUUGAGAGUAUCCUUGAUUUAAGACAGAGAAUUACAAAUAUCAGGCAGAUGAAGGUUGAGAUAAGUUAAGGCUUCAUUGUUUCUUGGUCAGGUUCCUACUACCAGGUAAGGGCAUUGUUUGAGCUGAAACUAUUUGGAUUUGUUAAGCAAAAAGCCUACAUUGCAAGUUAGCAUGCAUGUAUGUGCUGUAUGAUAGUUAUUGCCGACUGCAAAAGAAGCUAUUGAGUUUAUAACCUUGUCUAGGUGAGUUAUGGUAUCCUCAAAACUUUCACUUUUCCUUCCAUCUUUUUGGUGUUCUUUGACAAAGAUAAUGAAAUUUUACGUAUUUGAUAGGGAAUAGGAAACAGCAAAGCUAGGAGUUCCUUUGUAGGUAACAAUCGUAUGCUUUUUUCCCCAAAAAUCAGUAACAAAAGAUUUUGACCUUUUAAGAGUGACUAAGUUGUUCAAUUGAAUUCCAUGGAAACUUUGAAGUAACUAACUAAUUAUUUCUUGAUUGAAUAUAUGGAAAACCAUUUCAUGAUAAGUUUAGUAACUAAAACAUUUUCAUGGCAAAUCAGGUAUUAAAAUUAAAAGACAAAGGAUAUAAAUUGUAAUAAUAUAACAUUAUUCUGUUUGCUACUCAGAAACCAUCUUAAAAUUUCAAAAUUUCCUUGCAAAACAUAAUGGGAACACAAUUGCAUCUGAACAUAAAGAAAAGAAAUGAGUAUAGUACCAGUGAGAAACCGAGGCUGACUAAUUUCUUAAACAAGAAAUAAGCUCUGUGGAGCUCAGUAUUUACCAUAUCCAUGUUUUUCCUGUAAAAGUUUUCAAAAGGAAAAACUUGUAACCAAGCUGAUGGUUCAAUUCUACUUUGUUUUUGCCCAUAGGGAAGUGGCUGAAUAACACUGGAGCUCUUGGAGGAGCUUCUUAAUAGGAUACUCUGUGAUCAAUAGACUACUUGUAACAGUAGCAAAAUAUUAUACGCUGCAUGAACUUUCAGAAACUUAGCUUAUAGAUAAAUAAUGCAGUAAACUUCUCAUAUUAUGUUCUUGUAUAAGGUGAUUAGGGUUCUUCGAUGAAUCAUGAUGGAAGUAUAAAUGAAAGCCUCCAGUGGUCCAUUUGGUUUCCACAAUUUCAUCUGCCAUUUUGUUUCAGCUAUUGUCACCUUUCUUUUUCUGAUUUAUGUUUUGACUUUGUUGUUUUCUAUAAUUAGACAAUCUCAUUUACAGACACCUGCUUUGACUGUUAAAAUUGCAGUUACUAGAGAAAAACAGAGGCUAUCAGCAUGAAGUUGCUUAAAACUGCAACACAUUGAGAGAAAUUGUCACUGGCUACUCUUCAUUAUAUGGAUUACCAGUAUUAUCAUGAUAAAAUAAAAAUUGGGAAAAGUAGAAAAAACCGUCGGUGAGUUCUGGCUUUCUGCUGCUUUCAUCUUUCUGAUUUUGAGCAUGCAUGUUGGGUUUAUAUUAUCGAUGAUCUGCAUAUGGAUUUUGUUACCUGUAGCAUGUGCAAGAAAGCAAUUUUUUAGUGAAAUCAUUACUUAAAUAACAUAUAAUAACUGAAUGAACUCUUAAAUUAUAUAGCAUAAAUCCAUUGCAUUGUUGCAUUUAUAAUCAAAUUUACCUACUCUCUGAAUUUUUCUUCACAUAUAUUUUAUACUUUCUCUAGUACCGAUUGAUGGUAGACGUCUUUGUGAAUUAGCAAAGGGUAACAAAUGAAAUAGAAGUAAAUGUGUUGAAAUUAGAUGUUUGAGAGAUGAAUUUUAUAGAGAUUGGAAUAAUUUUUCACUCAUACUAAAAAAUGGUAACAUAGGUAUUUAUACAAAGAGCAAAAAACUAAGGCAGGAAAUAAUAUAUAAUCCUAAUAUCAAGUAUAUCUAAUCCCUAAUUUACAGUGAUAGGAAGAAUCUCUUGGCUGUCAACACUCUCAAGUUCGUGCAUAGAUACUACACAUGCCCAACAUGCAAAUUAGAUUAUGAAAGGUUCUAUUACUUAAUCCUUUAGUGAAUACAUCAAGUAACUGCUCGUUGAACGCCACAUGAACUAAGUUUAAGAGACUGGAGUUCAAUUUUUCUCUGAUGAAGUGCCGAUCUAUCUCAAUAUGUUUUGUUCGAUCAUGUUGGAUUGGGUUAUGAGCUUGCUUAUUGCAGCCUUAUUAUCACAGUACAGGGAUAAUUUUCCUCCUUGACAGUUGCAACUCCUCCAAUACCUUCUGUAGCCAAAUAAGCUCACAAACACCUUCAGCCAUAGCCCUAUAUUUUGCCUCGGCUAUGCUUUGCUUAUUCUUGUGGUUCUGCUUUUGUACUGUAUGAAGAGAUUCGUAACCAAGCAAAUCUCCAUACGAAAAUCAAAUCAAGGAAUGGUUACUGGCUUUUUUUCCUUUAGAAUAUAGAAGCAUCAUUGUCAGUCACUAUCAAUGAGAUUACCAACUGUAAUUUUGCAUCAAGUUGUUUGUUGAUUACAUGAUGUCUUUCA